ACCCCUACCAGUCUCAGCCAGAGUUAGGAGCCACAGUUCACCCAAAACUGAACUCAGAGGGAAAGGUGGCAGCAUCUUGUCAGUCUUGUCUGGACACAGAAACUGGUUAGUUCUUGGAUGGGGGAUCUCCAGGAAAUCUUAUGGUUGGAGACUCUGCUGAGAAGCUGAAGGAGACCCUUCCAGAAGAAAACAAUAGCGGGAAACAACAAGGACGUGUCCAUGAAGACAGCAGAUGUUGAGCUGGGAUCGAGGGAAAGCUGAAGGAGAUAUUUCCAGGCCUUCUAGCUGGAAUGCAACGUGGACACAUUGCCACCCAUGUCCAGAUUGAAAAAUGGCCAUGUCCUCUGAGCAGAGAUGAAAAAAAUAAUCCCAAAACUCAGCUGCAGAAGGGGGAAAGCAGUCACCCAUAGCCAGGAGUGUUUCACGCCCUGGCCUUGAUUGCAAGUCCGUUUUCAAGCCAAUGUUCUACCUGGUGGCUGUUGAGGAUGAGAAGAGAAGCAGAAUUUUCUCACUGGAGAUGAUUUGCCUCCCAUUUUGACUCAGCUGGCCUGGAUGAAAAUAAACGGGCUGAUUGCUGCCUCUUGGCAUGGAGCACAAACCCGAAAUGUGCAAUGCCAGCUCCUAAUCCUCACGAGUGGUUUUGCACGCCACCCAGUGCUCACUGCAUUGGUGAAAGGCAUCACUGCGGCCAAGUGGGUUGUGCUCACCCAGAUUGCGGUCCCCACCCUGCCUUCACAGCACCAGCUGUCUGAACACCUUAUCUGUGGAGUCCUUGGGGCUCUCUGAGCCUGGUUGUUUUCUUGCAGAUGUUUCAUUGCCUGACCAGGCAACGUCUUCAGUGCGAGGAGGGAGGGGGCCUUGCUCUCAGUUUAUAGACCAUGGCUUGCCCUGCUUGUGUUGGUGGGGGUGUUGUUCUCUCCCUGGGAGUUCCUUGAUUGGGCUGUUGUUUGCUGCUUGGUUGAUUGCCUGAGUUGAUAGUUCCUUGAUUAGGGUGUAUUGUGCUGUUUGAUGGUUCAUCUGGUGUUAAUCCUGGUGUUGAUUUUUGCAUAUCUGGGUGUUGAUUGCUGGCAAGGGAGUGUCCUGGCCGUUUGGCUUUUCUAUUGUCUCUUCUGAAUGGUAUGUAGACGUUGUUUACCUCUAUGUGUCUGUUGAUGGCUGCUUUGUCUGAGUGCCAGGCUUCUUGUCUUAUCUUAUCUGAACAUCUUGUCUUCCUGGGUUGGGUACCACCUGUCUGAAGGCCUGGAAUGCAUUGGUUGCAGGCACCAUCAAUUCCCAAGCAUAUCCACAACUUCUCACAUGCCCGAGGUCCAUCUCCGGUCACACCCUGCAGCGGGGUCAUCUGCCCUUGGCUGCCCACAAAGAAGUGCAGAAGCGCUGUGGGUGAUGCGCGUGUUUUUUUUUCCAGAAGAUGUCAGGCUGGGACCCUUAAUAAAGCUGAAGAAGCCAACUGUUUUCCAGCACUGUUUUGACCUGACUUCCUCAUGGCCAAUAACGGGGAGAACCAUGAUGCUUCAAAGACUGAGAACGUCGUGACGCGGGUCACCAACCUGCCCUUGGUCAGCUCUGUGUACAGCAUCUGUUCCUCCUUGUACCACUAUGCCAAAGAGAACUAUCCCUGUGUCAACACCGCCUGCAACAUUGCGGAGAUGGUGGCUGCCGUGGCCAUGGGCAGUGCCCGCGGCGGGGCCCAGCCUCUUCUCACCCAUUUUGAACCGCAGAUUGCAACUGUGAACGAAUACGCUUGCAAGAGGCUGGAUAAGCUAGAGGAAAAACUGCCAAUCCUUCAUCAACCAACAUACCAGGUCUUUGAAGAUGGUGUCACCUUGACCAAAGCGGUGGUCAGUUCCACCGUCAAUGCAGCUAGCGGGGCCAAAGGCAUCAUGUCCCAGAGAGUAGCUGCAGCUGUUGACCUGACCAAGGACAUUGUCCAGGACAGCAUCACCUUGACCAAGUCGGUGGUGAAUUCCACGGUCAACACGGCUCUGAACGCCGCCAACGAAGCCAAGGAGCUUGUCACGCACCGGGUGGCCGACGUGGUCAACCUGAGCAAAGAGACUGUCCAAGACAGUGUUGACCUUACUAAAUCGGUGAUGUCUUCCACGGUGAACACCGCCCGUCAAGUGCAGAGUGCUGGGGCUCUCCAGGAAGGUGUUGAGAUGGCAAGUUUCUUCAGGCAGGCCUUAGCCAGCGGAGUGGAUGCCAUGUUGGACAAGACGGAGGAAACGGUGGAUUAUUACCUUCCCAUGUCAGAAGAAGAACUGGCCCAGCUGGCCACGGAGGUGCAGGGCUGCAGCUCGGCUUCGACGCAGGAGCAGCAGGAAGAGCAGGGUUACUUCCUCCGCCUGGGGUCCCUAUCCAGCAAAGUCCGUUCUCGCACCUACCUGCAUUCCCUGAAGAGGCUUCAUCUCAUCUGGGAAAACACGCAGAACACACUCUCCCAGCUCCAGCUGGUGAUUAACCUGGUGGAGCACCUGAAAGACAGUGCGGGGAGUCAGUUCCAGGAGGCACAACAAAAACUUAACCAGAUUUUGCUCAAAUGGACCCAGAUACAUCCAGAAGAAGGCCAGGAUGCCAGAGAAGACUCCCCGCAACAGGUGGAGUCGGCUACUUUGGUGAUGCUCAGAGCCAUCACCCACAACCUGGGCCCUGCUUACACCCGGCUCAUGGCCAGUGUUGAAGAGCUUCCCAGGAGCCUCCGCAAGAGGGUGGACCGAGCCCGGGGCAAUCUCCUCCAGCUGCACAGCGCCUUCUCUUCCGCCGGGUCCUUCCAGGAUUUGCCCUCCGGCCUUCUGGCCCAGAGCCAGGACAAAAUCUCCCAAGCCCGGGAGGUUCUCGACACGUUGGCAGAAUACCUGGUCCAAAUGGCGCCUUUGAACUGGAUCGUGGGGCCCUUCCGGCCCCAGGGGGCUGCCCAGGGGGGGACAGGAACCCCCCAAGAGGAGAGCGAGACAGGGGAGCCGAAGGAGACGGGCAAUGAUGCCACGGCAUCCCCGCCGGAGAGCGUGGCAGCAAAGCGGGUUAAAAGGAUGGAGAAGACGGCCAAAGCGGACCAAAAAGAGGCUGCGGAGGCAAUUGAGGCCUUGAAGGAGCUGUUGGCGGGGUCCGACGGGGCCCCCAAGGAGAAGAAAUAGGAGAAAGGGGAGGCCAAGGCCGUGCCAGGGGUCUGAACGAAGCCUCCGGGGUGCCUACAGGGUGGGGUCAAAAGUGUCCAGGUGGCAGCUACAAAUGACCUUUGAUUGUACCAUUGGGACUGCCAUCUUGACUUUUUUGACCCCACCCCGCAGACACCCCCGGAAGCCUCCAAAAGUCCUGGCAAGUUGCCAUAAAAGUUCACAGCCAUUCCUCCUGGGGGGGUGGCUGUCCCCAACCUCAGCCCCCCCCCAGUGAUGCUGGGGGCCUUCUCCCAAAAGAAGCCGAUGAGGAAAAGAUUAUUUCCUGCCGGGGAAAUCCAGUCUCUGCACAAUGAGAAACAGAUCCCAGGAGGCUAAAAGCUUGCGGAGAGGGAGAUCAGUUCCGAUCCUUCCUUCUCCCCACAGUGACCCAGAUCCCUGUGGAGGUGGCUUGGGAGGCCAUUUUCUUUCCAAGGGGCGUGGGGAUCGGUUCUGUUAAUUUCCAAAGGAGCUUUUCUUAGAUUCCUAUUUCAGUUCAGAACCACAACAAGAAUAGGGAUCAAAAAUCAGAGUUGGGGGAAGCGCUGGUGAGGAUCUGUGUCCCUAGGUGGGUUGGCUGGUGUUUAUUUAUGCCUAUAUGUCAGAGAGAAACAAUUGCCUUUCUUUUCCCAUUUCUCUUGAGCCCAGCGUCUUGUUAUAAUCCAGCUGAGCAGUAUGCAUUGCACCCAGUUUCAAGGAAGGAAUUGACGUCUCAGCAAGGAAUUAAACUUCCUCCUAUAGCCAAGCGUCUAGUCCUCAUUGAUGCAGAGAUCAGCUUGUAAAUAGGUGUAGGGCUGGGUGGUUGAGUCAAAAGCUUAAUGGCAAAGAUGGACUUGAAGAUGAUAUUUGAAGAUGAGAGGGAGAAGGGGUGGCAUUAUUUAACUCUGGGGGGGAAAUUCAGCAUGGGGUCAAGCUGAAUUUCCAUGAAGCUAAGCUUUGGGCAUUUUCCGUUGCUGCUCCUUUUAUGUCCUAUUCUGUAGGAAAAUAAAUUUUAAAAAACGCA
Candoia aspera is the source of this 4152-nucleotide messenger RNA. RefSeq names its product perilipin-3-like. Gene Ontology annotation, biological process: positive regulation of triglyceride storage; lipid storage. Bases 1482 to 3131 code for a protein of 549 amino acids. Gene Ontology annotation, cellular component: cytosol; lipid droplet. NCBI's taxonomy places the organism in Eukaryota, Metazoa, Chordata, Lepidosauria, Squamata, Candoiidae. The transcript has 8 exons. The record is from RefSeq and is a predicted model, not a curated record.